Molecule: messenger RNA, 1026 nt
Organism: Aphis gossypii (cotton aphid)
Lineage: Eukaryota; Metazoa; Arthropoda; Insecta; Hemiptera; Aphididae
Exons: 5
Coding region: 315-839 (174 amino acids)
Source: RefSeq, a predicted model, not a curated record
AUACGGACUCUGUAAUAUAAUUAUAUAUAUAAAUAGUUCGAUACAUACGACCUACCUACAACUAUAUACAAUGUCAUAAAUCAAUCGUUGGAGACUGCAGUGUUUCAUGUGUGGUUAACAAAUGAACACCAACAUUUUGUUAAUAUUAAAAUAUUGUGGAGUGACAAAAUUAGAUUGGUAGCUUAAAAACGUAUGUACUUUAUAUUAAUACAACAGACAAUUUAAAAAUAAAUGUAAGUAUCUACCUGUUUAACCAUCUUGCUUCAUUAUUUUUUAACUGCGAAAUUUAAUCUUAAAAUGAUUAUAGGUACAUCAUGUGGAAUUCAGAAGGGAAAACACUGAAUGAAAAUAAUAGUGGACACUGUAAAACAAUAUUCAAACAAACUUUAAAAUUUACCAAAGAUAUACCGGAACAAAAAAUUUCACCUGAAGGAUUUUUAAUACGAGACUGUGGUUGCGUCAUGCGUUUUUUACCUAAUUUAGAUAAUAAAUUAAAUAAGAAUAAAUUACAACUUACAACCAUUAGCAAGAACCAAAAUCAGAAAAACAUCAGCUAUACACACCAUCGUAAUAAUUUAAAUCAAACAAAAGUUAUUUCAACAAAAAUGUAUCAAUCAACAUUUUGGAUGGAACCAAGAAUAGUCCCUAUUAAGUAUACAACUGAACUAAAUUUCAACUUGGAAUCUCCCAUAAAAAGAUUUACAGAAACAAUUGAUUUACAGAUGAAAUUAGUUCCUUGUCCAUAUAUUCAGCAAAUUGGGACUACAAAACGUUUCAAAACAUCAAUCGAGACAAAAAUCCAAUCAGAGUACAUACUUCCAUUAGAUACUACUAUUUAGCUUAAUUGCAUAUUAAGUGUAAAAUUAUCAAUAAUAAAUUAAUUAACAUACUAGUACAACUAUUUAUAUAUAAUUCAUAAAUUAAACAUUUUUUUAACGUGUAAUAAACUAAGAUAAUUAACACAAUAUGAUAUACAUAUAUACAUAAUUAACAAAAUGUUAUAUUAAAAACUAAAUAAUACAAUUA